This is a messenger RNA of Trichophyton rubrum CBS 118892, 372 nucleotides long. RefSeq lists its product as uncharacterized. Lineage: Eukaryota; Fungi; Ascomycota; Eurotiomycetes; Onygenales; Arthrodermataceae. Bases 1 to 372 code for a protein of 123 amino acids. The transcript is spliced from 3 exons. Gene Ontology annotation, cellular component: endomembrane system; membrane. The record is from RefSeq and is a predicted model, not a curated record.
AUGGCUGACCCAAAGAGCAUCAUGUCUCCCGUGGCCACGAACCUCAACCCACCAAAGAACGACCCUAUCUCGCUCGCAGACCUAGCAAAAUCAGACGGCUCUGAUCCCAGCCGUCCUAUCCUCGUUGCCAUCAAGGGAGACGUCUUCGAUGUCUCUGGAAACUCGGCAUAUGCUAAGGGAGGGAACUAUAACGUAUUUGCUGGCAAGGAUUCCUCCAGAGCCCUCGCAAAGUCUUCCCUGAAGCCAGAGGACUGUGUUCCCCAGUGGAGUGAUCUGGGAGACAAGGAAAAGGGCGUCCUAGAAGACUGGCACAAGUUCUUCAGCAAGAGAUAUAACAUCGUAGGAAAGGUUGCGGGAGCAACUAACCUAUAG